Molecule: messenger RNA, 3425 nt
Organism: Phyllostomus discolor (pale spear-nosed bat)
Lineage: Eukaryota; Metazoa; Chordata; Mammalia; Chiroptera; Phyllostomidae
Gene: GEMIN8
Product: gem nuclear organelle associated protein 8
Exons: 6
Coding region: 257-982 (241 amino acids)
Biological process (GO): spliceosomal snRNP assembly
Cellular component (GO): SMN complex
Source: RefSeq, a predicted model, not a curated record
GGAAGCUCACUAGUCGCCCAGGCAACAGCUACUCCCAUUCUCGACCCACAGGAAAUAGGUCCCUGCUGUCCCACCGCCCAGGAUCUGCAAGCCAGGAGCCCACGAGUAGGAACUGGUCACUGAAAUUGUUGGCUGUAAUCCCUGUUGUCUUGCUUCCACUCAUCCUAUCCGAGUCUAAGUGUGAGAAUCGGAAGUUGCCCCAGUGAUUUCCAAGUGGAAGAAGUUUCGGUGCCCCUUUGGACUUUCGCAAUCAGAGAUGGCAUCACAGGCCGCGCCAGCGGGAACUGGGGAGCCUUGGUCUCAUCAUCCAGCAUAUGCAAGAUAUUGGCGUCAUUACUAUCAAGCAAUGGCUUGGAUGCGAAGCCACCAGAUGGCUUAUUGGAAGGCCGUGGAGUCCUACGUCAGGUCCCCAUGGUACUGCACUCCCAAAGGUCAUCCCCAGGGCCCUUAUGCCGAGGAGGGCAGGUCUCCCCAGUCCUCCUGGGGCCAUUACUGGGCUUCCCAGGGCUCCUGCUGCAGGCAUUCGCAUUCCCCAUGGCCUGAGCCGCACGGUCCUGACAGCACGAGAGAAGUCCGGGCUUGGGCUGCGGAGGAAGAGGAGGAGGAAGAAGAAGAGGAGGACACCGACUCAGAUGAGGGGGUGGAGUGCGACGUCAGCAACAUGGAGAUCACCGAGGAGCUGCGCCAGUACUUUGCGGAGACCGAGAGGCACAGGGAAGAGCGGCGGCGGCAGCAGCAGUUGGAUGAACAGCGCCUGGAGGACUAUGUGAAUGCCGACCACGACCUGUAUUACAAGACACCCCGCUCCAUGGAACCACCGUCCGAGAGGCCCGGUGAGCAGCGCCAGGCCGAGAUGAAGCGCCUGUACGGAGACAGCGCUGCCAAGAUCCAGGCCAUGGAGGCCGCCGUGCAGCUGAGCUUUAACAAGCACUUUGACCGAAAGCGGCCCAAAUACUGGCCGGUCAUUCCGCUGAAGUUCUGAGCCCUGGCCUCUGAGCUCCCUUCCUCUGGGACUUGCUCCUCCUCCUGCUUCUGUGCAUUUUCUUGGGGAAACGGGAAUUUAUACUGAGACGUUCACCAAAGUGCCAGGGGCCCUGUCAUGGGGGUGAUAUAAUCAGCCAGGCAUUUUUCAGCAUCAGGGUGUGUACUGUAGUCUACCUGCAAGAUUUUCUUUUGACAUAAAAUGAUAAUUUCAUAUGCAUAACACUUACAGUUCUUUGAAGUUCUCAGAGAUACUGCUUAGUUGUUUAUGUCGUUUUAUGCCUUCUUCUAUAUUUAACCCAACUUGAAUGCUUUAAAAGUGUCAACUGUGGUCUCCUACUGGCACUCCAUUUGCCCCCGCUGACACUGACCCAAACGUGCAGCCAGACGAUGACCACUCUUCUCCCACGCAGAGGUCAGCAUGCAGGUUCUGCAAAGGGCCAGAGAGUUUGUAUUUUUGGCUUUUCAGAUCACAUGUUCUGUCUCAUGACUACUCAAUUCUGCCCUUGCAGCCUGAAAGCAGCCAUGGACCAUAAGUAAAGUGGAUAUGGCUGUGUUCCAAUAAAACUUUAUUGAUAAAAACAGGCCGUGGGCCAGAUUUGGCCUAUGGCCAGUAGUUUGUGGACCCGUCCUCUAGUGGAUGAAAUGACCUGUCUGACAUUGUUCUUGCUCUCUUUACAGAGUUUUCAUGUCACACAGAACUGAGGGCAAAAAAAAACAGUCAUUCCCAAACCUGCUCCCCUCUGCAGUCUCCUCUGUUGCCAAAAAGGUAUUAUUGAGCUCUUACUUUGUAUAGCAAAUAUCAUUUUGGAAAGAGAACGCAUUUCUGAGAAUGAAAAUUUAAAGAUUGAUGGAACGGUCCAUUUAAAAAAAAAAAAAGCCAGCUGCCUUUUAAAUAAGUUAUUAUGGUGUGUUGCCAGGGUGAGCCUUGUUGACCUGAGAAGAUUAGCACAUCCAUCAAAGGUUGGUGGAAAGAUUUAGUAUUGACAUGUUUUUCCCUGAGAACACUUAGCUCCACAUUUCAGCCCCUGCCCUGUGACAAAUGCAUUACUUGCAUCAGCCCCAGGUGCUUGUUUUUCCAAGCCCUUGUUUUAUUACUGGAGUUGCAAUUUGAGCUUGGGUAUUGCAGACCAAAAUCAGUAUUAAUUUCCCCUGAGGUGACACAUGACUAAAAUUUCAAGUCUUUAGUAGUCCUCUCUAUUUUUUUUUUUAAUUUUAAACUCAUACGCCUCAAUGGGAAUAUAGAUGUGACUCAGGCACAAAUACAAACUAAUUAUAUAUUUGCAGCAGGUUCUUAGCUGUUUGAGAGUGCAAUGGACCUCUUUACAAAGAACUCUCCUACCUUUCCGCCAAAGAAGCCGCCAUGCCGGUGCCACCCCUGCCAGAAUGGUGGCUGUGAACUUGGAGUUCCUUUCACCUCUCAGUGCUUCCUGUUCCUCACUCUUCAAGUGGGUCUUACUGAUUCCCCCACAUGGAGUCCUUGUGAGGACCACGUUGAGUCAGCACCUGUAAAACAUAGUGCUGGCUGCACAGUAAAUACUCAACACAUGUUGAUACUUAUUUAUUCCCUGUCUUUAAAAGUUACCAAAGAGACCCCGUGGAAGUCCUGUGUAUGGAACUUCUUCCAAAUACAGAGAAAUGUUUCCCUGUCAGCCUUUUGAAGGGAUGCAUUGGCUUAAAUCUCAUUCCCACCUGCCCUUCUUCGCAAAUGCCUCAUUAGAUAAAGUGUGAUGGGGAGACCUAUGGCUUAUUUAUUCGUUUAUUCAGCAAAUACUUGAGUCCUUCCAAGAUAGCUAAACCAUAGUCUUCCCUCAGGGCACUUGCAUUCUAGGAGAGGCAGACAGGUGUGUAAAGAUAGCGAUGGCAUGUGUGCAGUGCUGCACGCAUGCGCAGGAACUGCAAGAAUGUCGGAUGAGGGUGGGGCUUCUCGGCCUCAGCACUAUUGAUGUUUGGGACCCAUCAUUCUUUGUUGUUCUUAAAAAAUACAUACUGUGGACACAUAUAUAUACUAAAAUCAAGAGACUUGCAUGCAAAUAAUUCAUACACACCAGUUUCAGAACUACCCACCAAUAGCAGGUAGUUCUGAGCAGGGAAGGGGUUGGCGUGCCAUUCAAAAGUGGUUUUUCUGUCUCUAACGUUUAUUGUUUUUCUCACUUCAUUUCUAGGGGUAAUUGUUACAUGAAAUGUUUAUUUGUCAAAUGCUUAUAUAAGGCUUACUGUGGGCCACAUACUCUUCUAGUUGCUUUUCGAAUAUUCAUUUCCUUAGCAACCAACCUAGGACCAACCUGGGAAGUAGCUAUUAUAGGUUCACAGCCGUUUUCCAAACUGUGAGAUCAGGCAUGUUCCAGAAUGCAGAUAUUGUUGUACUUUCAGUUCCGUUCAGGUCAGGUUUUGCCAUCAGAUCCUUACAGUUAAGUCAGGUUAGGCUGUCAGACAAAUAACUU